UGCAGCCCCACCUCUCCGGCCCAGACCGGAAAUGAGGUCAGAGAGGGAAACCCGGGCUAGGAGCUUCGGCCCCGAAGGCGGCGCCGGGUACGAGCGGCUGCGGCAGCCGAUGUGGCCUCAUGGAUGAGCUGGUACACGACUUAGCCUCAGCCUUGGAGCAGACCUCUGAGCAGAGUAAGCUUGGUGAGCUAUGGGAGGAGAUGGCCCUGAGCCCCAGGCAGCAGAGGCGGCAGCUUCGGAAGCGCAGAGGCCGGAAGCGCAGGUCUGACUUUUCUCACCUGGCAGAGCAUGCCUGCUGCUUCAGUGAAGCCUCAGAGUCCAGUCUGGAUGAGGCCACCAAGGACUGUCGAGAAGUGGCGCCGCUCACCAAUGUCAGCGACUCUGACGACACAGCGGUGGCCAAACGCCACCCAGCCCUCAGUGCCAUCAUCAGGAGUAAGCAACACUCGUGGCACGAAUCUGACUCCUUUACAGAAAAUGCGCCUUGCCGGCCACUCAGGCGCCGGCGGAAGGUGAAGAGAGUGACGUCAGAGGUUGCCGCCAGUCUGCAGCAGAAGCUGAAAGUGUCAGAUUGGAGCUAUGAGAGGGGCUGCAGGUUCAAGUCUGCCAAGAAGCAGCGCCUGUCGCGCUGGAAGGAGAACACUCCCUGGACCUCGUCAGGCCACGGGCUGUGCGAAUCGGCAGAAAGCAGGACUUUCCUAAGCAAAACCGGAAGGAAAGAAAGGAUGGAGUGUGAGGCCGAGGAGCAGAAGCAGGGCUCCGAUGAGAACAUGUCAGAAUGUGAAACUAGCAGUGUAUGCAGCAGCAGUGACACAGGGCUCUUCACCAAUGAUGAAGGACGGCAAGGGGAUGAUGAGCAAAGUGAUUGGUUUUAUGAAGGAGAAUGUGUCCCUGGAUUCACCGUCCAUAACCUUCUGCCCAAGUGGACUCCUGAUCACUGCACUGAAGUAGAAAGAAUGGACUCCGGACUGGAUAAACUCUCAGAUCCUACAUUCCUUUUACCUUCCCGGCCAGCUCAAAGAGGAUACCAUGCUCGUCUGAAUCGAUUGCCAGGAGCUACAGCUCGGUGCCUCAGGAAGGGGCGGAGAAGGCUGGCUGGGAAGGAGACCAGCAUAAGCAGCCUGGGGACAGAGAGGAUCAGCCAUGUCAUCAGUGACUCCCUGCAGAAAGAAAAGAAUAAAGCAUUGGCUUCUGAUUUUCCCCACAUUUCUGCUUGUGCACAUGAGUUUAAUCCUCUCUCUCCCCUUUACUCCCUGGAUGUUCUUGCUGACGCUUCUCAUCGAAGGUGUUCCCCUGCACACUGCUCUGCCAGGCAGGCAAAGGUACACUGGGGACCACCAUGUUCACGUGACAUUAAGAGGAAGCGGAAACCUGUGGCCUCAGCAUCUUUAUCUAGCUCUAGUACAGUGCUCCCAGAUGGGCUGGAGCCAGCCACCCCAGGCCCGAAGCCCCCCCACUCCGAGUGGCUGGACAGGACCUGUGUAGCAGAGAAAGCCACUGCCCCAGCUCCAGCCACGUUUUUCAAAACGCCACAUGAAAAGACUUCUGGAUGCAGCUAGAGCCCAAUAGCUGAUGGGUGUCGGAACUUUGUAUUGUACAGUCCAGGUGUCCUAACCGGCAGUCCUGGUCCGUGCGCCACCAGGACCGACUCCUCUUCCCACGCAUAUUUGGGGAUCUUUUUUGUAAAGUAUCAGGGCAGCAGUUUUUUUCCAAGGGGCUGGGGCGUCUUCUGCUGUAUUCCUUGCUCUGUUGUUAGCCCACUGUUCCCCCAGCUGCCUUCCUAGAGCUGGUACCCUUGGCAGCUCUUCUUUGUUCCUGGAAAACUAGUAACAGCUUUUGCAUACCUUCUGUGUAGAGCUUUCAAUAUCACCGAGGAAGUCCCAAAUUCAGAGCCAGUUCCAACACAUUCCUGGACGGAGUUGUGUCUAUGCAGUGAGGCUUGCUGGCCAUCCAUCGAGCCUUCCUUUAUUCACUCUGUGCCAGUAAGAUCCACCAACCCAGAAGAGACCUCAGCGGUGUGGGGUGGGAACUUCUUCCACUGGGCCUGCACGUGGACUGAGGGGAUCACCAGCAGCCGCUGCACUGCACUUGACGUCAUCUUCCUGGUCUGUGUUCUGCUGACCGAGGGCACAUCUAAGCACCGAGGUGGUGUACUCAAAUGGUGGUGGUGGUUAGGUGCGCAGCAGAGUAGUCAGUGGAUGGUGUUUGCUCUAGCAUUUCUGAUCCUGGUCUAAGGCUUUAUAUCCUAAGUGGGACUUCACUGUUAGUGUGCUGUAGAUCAGUAGCCAGUGAUGAGCAGAGACUCGGGCUGUUAUCUGGUACGAUAAUGACUGCUUGGAAGGAAAAAUGUCGUUUUGACAUGCCUCUGUGUGGCGUGUUUAUGACUGCUCAGCUGCAUGUAGAGUUGCAUAUACGGUUGUGCCUGAAGUGGGAUGCUACUUUGUCAAAGUGAGGAAUAUGGGACUGCCUGGAGCUGCUGGGGAAAGGCCACGCUUCCCUCAAGUAUUCUCAAGAGCGCCUGUCAUUCAGGGCCUGCUUCUUUUGUAUCCAUGAGUGCUUUUACUCUGAAAGACACAGGAGCUGUUUGCUCCGUGCUCACUGCUGUGGUCACAUGGGACAGAACACCUUCCUUAGACAGGUGCCGGGCGGUCCAGUGCCUCCCUUUCCCAAUGUAAUUGUCCCUCCCACACCGUGUAACUAACGUGAGGGGGGCAGGCGGGCAGAGUGGGAGUCUCUUUGGAAAGGGGGACCUGGAGCUCAGCUCUUACAGACCCUGUGGAAGGCUGACCACAAGAGCAGGGGCCCCCAGAGCCCCCCAGUUCUUUUAAGGAGAGGCUGUCCUGUGGCUGUCGCAGCUAAGUCCAUAGAAGAUGGGGAACGUGGCGCUGUUCCAUGGCUCGGUGAUGAAGUGGGCUGUGUCGUGCACUCUCCCUAGCCCCACAGGGCCUGUGGAACACAUUUCGAACACUCUGGCCUGGGUGAAGGGAGAGCUCUACUGAUGACACUUGGAAAAUGUGUCCAAGCUGCUGCCUGCAGACACUGAUCCUGAGGACGGCUUGUGAGACCCCCACAGUUCGGGGCAAAGGUAUUCCCGGAGCGCUCCUUCAUGGGGCAUUGCCAGGCCCGUCCGCUUUUCUACCUGGGCUUAAAGUAGUUUAUAUAUUCAUAUUUAUUUACACUUUGAAUAUCUCUCUGAAGCCAUGCCAAUUUUCAGAGCUGAAGGCAGACUUGCAUAUGUACUCAGGCACAUGGGUGAGCCAAACAAAUGAUAGACUUUCAUGCUGUUCUGCCCUGGGUUAUAUAAUCUGUGUUUCUCAUUGGUAUCCCUAGUCAUUCUGAGGCCCACAUCUAUGAAGUUUUUCAUGAGUGUUUACCAUCUUUCUUGGUCAUGCAUUUCUGCACAUUUCUGAAUACUUUUUUUGACAGGAAUCACCCAAGAUUGUAGUAUUUACCUAUAAUGAAUGAGAAUAAAGUUAUUUACCUGAGAAAAUAGAAUAUUAAGCGCACAAAUACUUUCUAAUACAGGGUUGUAAAUUAUGCUCAUUUUAAGGUGUGCAUGCAUGCUUAAGGAAGCCAUUUAUUCUGCCUAUUUCUCUGUCAACCAGCUUCAGGGGCUAACUUCAGUAUCAGCUGUAUUUUAAACCUUACAUUUAAAAUUUUUUAUGACACAGUGGAUAAUGUCAUAAAUUAAGGUCUGCUUCUCAAGGACGAUGUGGUUUUGUUGUCAGUAUUGAAGAUCACCAGACAGACUUAAAGAUGACCAUUGAUUGAGCUCAUGCAUUGGAUAUCAGAAGUUAAUGAAGCCAAGUGCCACAGUUCUGAAUUCUAGGUCCUGAUAUAUCCUUAUGGACUACACAGAUGUUUUUCUGAAUUUUACUGUUGUAUUUUUUCUAUAACGGACAAAAGUCCUAUUUUCUACUUGCAUGAAGUCCAUUCACAAGCUGUUAGCUUUGCUGAGGAAUUUGAGGGUAUUUGAAAUUAUUUUUACGCACAGCAUUUAAAGGAAGAACUUCAUUUGUAUGAAAAUCCCUGGAGAGCUCUUUGGUCAGAGCUGCUGAGAAGAGGAAUUAGUGCUAUUUAUGUCGUGCUGCAUUUGGAGGGGCAGGAUAUAGUUUUUCCGAGUGGCAUGUGGUUGGGCCUUGAGUUCUUUAGAAAUCAGUUGCAAUAAGAGAUUAUGGAUGACACAUCGGCUCUUAAACGAGCAGCAGAUGACCUGAGGUGAAUAAAGCAUCUCAGUCGGUGCUUAUGAAUGAGAUCUUUUUUAAGUAAAAUUCAUUGUGAAUAAAGAGUUAUUAUCAGUCCUCAAAAGAUUGAUUAAUCAUUUGGGGAUGAGAGACACUAAGCAUAUCCAUCCAUCUGUAUCUAUCUACCUAUCAUCUGUCUAUCAUCCAUCUAUCAAUCUGUCGUCUAUCUAUAUCUACUUAUCUAGCCAUCUAUCUAAAAUUUCCUUCCAUGGUCUAGGAAGUUCUGUGUUAACCUGAGCCACUGAGAACUGAGAGUUAAUAGGUACUAGGAGGAGCUGCUAGGCCGCCAUCAUCAUGGCUGAUGCAGUUGGUUCUUGGGCUCUAGAUAAAGGGUUAUGAGGAUGCGUGGCUCGUUUAAGGUCUUUAUUCUAGUUUAGCACCAUUGCUGUGGUUCUGGGCAAUGUGCUUUUAUCUCUCCCCUUCCUGGGCAAAUGCCUUGGGUAUACCUCAGCAGCAGAAGCUGUAUUUUAAAUCAGUUUCAAGGAAAAGCCUUACACAUUUUUUAGCAUAAUGAUGUACAUUUUAAUAUAUAGUUGAGAAAAAGUGAAAAACUUAAAAGAACAAAUACCGUAAGUACAUCGAAGGCAUGUAAUAAGCAUCUGUGGAGGUUGGUAAUCUCAGACCUGAGUCCACCCACAUCCUCAUGUCUGCUUUAUACCCAGCUAACUGUCUGUGAAGGCUUGGGAUCAACAGUUACACCCCAUUGGUUUGUUGUUGAGUUAUGGCAUCGGCAUUUCAGAAUAUGAUAAGCUCAUUUGAAGCUUUCGAAAGAAAGGGACACUGUUAAAGAUGAUUUUAUUCAGAGUAAUUAAGAUGGGUCCUGACUUACUGCCAAAGCCCACAAACCCAAGUUCUUCCUUGCAGAGAAGAUGUUCUGAGAACUGUCUAACACUGUUUCCCUAGACUCUGUAUAUGUGGUUGGCUAACAACCGAGAGGUUGUUACAAACUUUUAAAACACUACACAACUUCUCUUUCCUUUGUUUGGUUUUUCCAGACAGGGUUUCUCUGUGUAGCCCUGGCUGUCCUGGAACUUGCACUGUAGACCAGGCUGGCCUUGAUCUCACAGAGAUCCGCCUGCCUCUGCUAGGAUUAAAGGCAUGUACCACCACCACCCGGCCUUUUUCCUAUCUUAAAGAGCAAUUAAAACCACCUGUUGCCAAACAUGCCAGCAUUUCUAAAUAACUAGCAAAAGUCUCGUGAUAGUGUUGGGCUGGGUGGCACACACCUUUAAUCCCAGUAUUGGAGAGGCAGAGGCAGGUGGAUCUCUAGUUCAAGGCCAGCCUGAUCAACAUAGUGAGUUCUAAGACAGUGAGGGCUACACAGAAACCCUGUCUCAAAAAAACAAAACAAAAAAAAAACGUUCAUACCAGUGAUCCCAGAAUCGCCAGGCAGAGACAGGAGGAUUCCAGGCUGACCUGAACUACAUCAAGAUUUUGUCUUGAACAAACAAUUCGAAAAGCUUCCUGUGGUUCCAGUAAUGCAAAUGUUUUCUUUCUCUGAAAGGUAGUUCUGAUCCUUGUAGAAUCUUCAAAUGUUUAAAAUUGAAGAAUGAAAGAAGGUAAUCUUAAAAUAGCUUCUGGGUAGUUUUGUUAACUACAAACUGAUGCACCCCUGAUAUAGUAAUCUAUACCAGGUAUCUUCCAGUGCCUCCUUCUGUUAGCAGUUUUUGCAAAGCUGCCAUUCCAAAUCCAGUUAACCUUAGCCUCUCAGCAACUAAUCAUGCUCUCCCACCCAUGACCUACUCAGCAGAGCAUCCUCCCUCCCAACCACACUUCCUCUUACAAAUACCUGUCUUGCCCAGGACUGUUGCCCUCAGCCCUUGUGAUCCGUACUCUGCUCAGGCUAGCUAUAUAUAGCCUUUUAUCAUAGCCAUUUUUGCAUUUUAAUAUGCUCAGAAACUUCUCCCCUUCAAACAAAAUACCCUUGUUUGACUCUGGACCCCUGCCGACCACUGAAGUAUGCCUCCCACUCUAUCUUUGAAUUCUGUUUUUCAUUGAAGCAGGGGUUUUUAACCCUGGACGUACAUGUGGACUAACUGGAAGUUUUCAAAGAGAUGACGGUGCAGCAGGUAAAAGGCGUUUGUCACCAAACCUGAUGUCUCGAGUUCUGUCCUGGGGACUCAAAGGGUAGAAGAGAAUCAGCCCUCACAAUGUUGUCUGCCCUCUGUCCUAAUCAGAUUACCGUGGCACAUAUGUGCACAAUAAAUAUGAUUUUCUUUUCAUCAAAGGCAAAACAGUUCUCAAAUGAAUUUUAGGGCAAAUCCAUCCUGUAUUUACUAUCUUAUAUCUAUGCAUAAUUGGGUGUACAUAUGAUUAAAACCAGAUGCAUUAUAGGAAGGGACAUAUGCAGUAAAUGAUUAUGUGACGAGCUAAUCUAUCAAUCAAAGCACUGUUACCAGUAAGAUGUUUUCUCUGCCAUUGUAUCUUCUUACUAGUAACUCUAUAUAUGAAAAGUAUCGAUUUUGUAUGCUAAUUCUAUUUCCUGCUACUGA
Messenger RNA from Peromyscus maniculatus bairdii (prairie deer mouse), 6736 nucleotides. It is a transcript of the gene Gpatch2l, whose product is annotated as G-patch domain containing 2 like. The record is from RefSeq and is a predicted model, not a curated record. Lineage: Eukaryota; Metazoa; Chordata; Mammalia; Rodentia; Cricetidae.